Messenger RNA from Rosa rugosa (rugosa rose), 966 nucleotides. Its product is annotated as large ribosomal subunit protein uL2x. The coding region runs from base 44 to 823 and encodes 259 amino acids. Gene Ontology annotation, molecular function: RNA binding; structural constituent of ribosome. The transcript is spliced from 2 exons. The record is from RefSeq and is a predicted model, not a curated record. Lineage: Eukaryota; Viridiplantae; Streptophyta; Magnoliopsida; Rosales; Rosaceae. Gene Ontology annotation, cellular component: ribosome; cytosolic large ribosomal subunit. Gene Ontology annotation, biological process: cytoplasmic translation.
UCACAGCCGCAGAGAACACAGAGAGAGAGAGAGAGAGAGAGAGAUGGGUCGCGUCAUCAGAGCUCAGCGUAAGGGUGCCGGGUCGGUCUUCAAGUCCCACACCCACCACCGCAAGGGUCCGGCCCGCUUCCGCUCCCUCGACUUCGGCGAGCGCAACGGCUACCUCAAGGGCGUCGUCACCGACAUCAUCCACGACCCCGGCCGCGGUGCCCCCCUCGCUCGCGUCAGCUUCCGUCAUCCUUUCCGCUACAAGAAGCAGAACGAGCUCUUCGUCGCCGCCGAGGGCCUUUACACCGGUCAGUUUAUUUACUGCGGUAAGAAGGCCAAUCUCGUCGUCGGCAACGUUCUGCCGGUCAGAUCUAUCCCCGAGGGAGCUGUGAUCUGCAACGUCGAGCACCACGUCGGCGAUCGUGGAACCCUAGCUAGGGCUUCUGGUGAUUAUGCUGUUGUUAUCAGCCACAACCCUGAUAACGAUACCUCCAGGAUCAAGCUUCCAUCUGGUGCCAAGAAGAUUGUUCCAAGUGGCUGCCGUGCUAUGAUUGGGCAGGUUGCAGGUGGUGGAAGAACAGAGAAGCCUAUGCUCAAGGCCGGUAAUGCCUACCACAAGUUCAGGGUGAAGAGAAACUGCUGGCCUAAGGUGCGUGGUGUGGCUAUGAAUCCAGUUGAGCAUCCCCACGGAGGAGGUAACCACCAGCAUAUUGGACAUGCUAGCACAGUCAGGCGUGAUGCUCCCCCUGGGCAGAAGGUUGGUCUCAUUGCUGCCAGGAGAACUGGUAGACUCAGAGGACAGGCUGCAGCUUUUGCUUCCAAGGAUAAGGCUUAAGAUUUAUAUGCUAAAGCUUUUAAGUGUCAUUAGGAAGGAGACCACCGUUUCUUUUGAUCUAAAUUUACUGUUUUGGAAGAACCUCUUUAUUUUUAAUCAAGACUAUCGAGUGCAUUUUGUGGUAUAAAUUUUGUUUGGUUCUA